Fopius arisanus is the source of this 2653-nucleotide messenger RNA. Its product is annotated as membrane metallo-endopeptidase-like 1. Bases 96 to 2486 code for a protein of 796 amino acids. The transcript is spliced from 16 exons. Gene Ontology annotation, molecular function: metalloendopeptidase activity. NCBI's taxonomy places the organism in Eukaryota, Metazoa, Arthropoda, Insecta, Hymenoptera, Braconidae. The record is from RefSeq and is a predicted model, not a curated record. Gene Ontology annotation, cellular component: plasma membrane. Gene Ontology annotation, biological process: protein processing.
UUCCGGUCUCUCGUCAGCUUUAAAUAAAAACUUUUUCAUUUGAAAUUGUUUGUCAGUCGUUUGAAUGCGUAUGCCGUCGCGAUAAAAUUAGCACAAUGAAGGCAUUGUUAGUAUUGUUGGCGAUAUUGUCGUUAUCCUCGACAUCGCAUUUGCAUGGCAAGCGACGAAAUAUUCCGAAUGACUUGUCUUGGUUGUUCUCGUUGGAGGAAGCUGAGGGAUCUGAAAAUGAAGUGGACAAUACGGAAAAUGAUAUUGUUGAACACAAAAAGGCGAAAGUUUGUAAGUCCGACGAAUGUCGCGCAAUAGCUAGUGCAUUCCACGAGACGAUAGACGAAUCUGUCAAUCCGUGUGAGAAUUUUUAUGAUUUCGCUUGUGGUGGAUGGGCAGCUAAGGAUCCUAUUCCAAAAUAUGAGGCAUCGUGGAGCAGAUUCUCGCAUUUUCAAUCGAUGGUGGAGAGUCGAAUUAGAGAGCUACUGGAGGAUGACUCCGAUGAUGAGAUCAACGAGAUUCUUCCCAUUCGACAGGCGAAGAAGUGGUACCGUUCCUGCAUGGACACAAAGGCUCGUGAGGCUAGAGGACUGAAGCCUAUCGAGUCAUUCGUCAUGGAGAAUGGUGGAUGGCCAAUGAUCAUGGAUGCCGAGGAAUGGCAUGAUGAUGACAUGUCCUGGCAAGAAGUUGAGGAUUUCUACGCACAUUUAACAGGGGACUACACAUUUUGGCAAAUAGACCCAAUCUCCAUGCCAGGUCAAGACCCCGAUAAAGGAUUGCUCUUCUUCCAGCCAUCAUUGCCAUUGAGUGAGAUGCUUCCUUCGAAAUACAGAAACUACACUGGAGAUGACUAUGAAAUAUAUCAACAUCUGGUAAAAGCUGUGGCUAGACUGUUUAUUGAACACACACGUGCUGAUGUUUCUGAAGAACAGCUGCAGAAGGACGUCGAGGGGAUCAUAAAGCUGGAGAAGGCUAUCUACAUGGCAGGCAAGCCAGAAAGUCCCCUUGAUAUACUGGAAGAACUUUUCGAGGAUGAUGACCUCGAGGAGACCGAUCUCGAGACCUUCGUCGAGUGGUGGCAUAAUCGCACACAAUCUAUUAAAGAUCCGCAGGCAAAUGUCGAUUGGUGGAAAAUUCUUCAACGAUUAUUCGAUCUUGCAAAUGUCAAAGUCAAUGGCAGCGUUCCCGUUGGCAUGGCGUCCUUGCGGUAUUAUCGUCGGCUGCCAAAAAUUCUGGAGUCAGUGGACAAACGAACGAUCGUGAAUUAUAUUCACUGGAAAUUCGUGAGUCGAACGCUGCCAUAUACGACUGAUGAGGUAACUGACGGGUUCUUUGAACUCGUCAAGGAAGAAUAUGGCGUGCAGGAACGACCGCCUCGUUGGAAGGAAUGUGUGCAAGCAGUGAAGAUGACAGAUGCGACUGGACUAUUAUUCAUCGCUAAAUACACCAAAGAAAAUUCUCACAAGGCUGUCCUCAGGAUGAUGAAGAACAUCCAGAAAGAAUUAAAAUGUCAGAUCGAGAGCUCCAAUUGGCUGUCCGAACAAGGAAAGAAACAAGCCAUUGAAAAAGUUAAUACGAUGCAAACAAUGGUGGGAUUCCCAGAUUGGUACAAGAAUGAAACAGCUGUUAUGAAUCAUUACAAAGGGCUGACGAUUGGAAAUGAAUAUUUGGACAAUGUAUUGAGCUAUAUGAGGUACGAAAAGAGGUUAGCAAUUCGUGCGUUCGGUGGAUACAAAGGAAAUGAGGCAUGGAUGAUGGACCCCGUGACUGUUAACGCAGCAUAUGCCAUGGAUAUAAAUAUAAUGGUGGUUCCGGCAGUUGAUUUCCAGCCGCCGCUUUUCGGCGAGAAAGUCCCCAAUUACGUCAAUUAUGCCACCGCUGGAGUGGUAAUUGGUCACGAGAUGGGUCACGGUUUGGAUUACGCUGGGCUACGUGUGAACGGCACGCAUUAUGCUUUUGUGGCUGAAAACUUUUACAAGCAAGCUAAAUGCUUCAUCGAUCAGUUCGAUGAAUUCUACGGAGGACAAACCUUCGCACCUCCAGAUAGUGACGAGAGUCCGGAGACCAGGGGGCAGCGAACUGUCCAGGAAAAUAUCGCCGACACCACCGGAAUCGAAGCUGUUUAUCGAGCGUACAGGAGAAUGCAGAAGAACAAAAGACAACGUGAAGAACUGAAGCUUCCAGGGUUCGAAAAAUACACCGACGAGCAAAUGUUCUUCAUAUCUUUCGCUGGGUUGUGGUGCGAGGUAUCAACUCCACAGUAUCACAAAAGGGAGGAUGUAUUGAGUGAUUCUCACAGCCCAGGGAAAUACCGAGUUCUGGGUUCAAUUUCGAAUACUCACGAAUUCGGAAAGAUUUUCAACUGUCCUGCAGGCAGUCCUAUGAAUCCUGACGACAAGUGCAGUGUUUGGAUAAAAGAGGAUGCAGUACACAAAAAGAAAGUCUCGAAUGAUAGAAACCCGAAGAGACGUCAUCGGUUCGAACACAGGAAUUGGUGAACCAGAUGAAAAACCUAUGCGAUUACCGUAUCUACACGGAAAAUUAUAUACGUAACACAUAUCACAGAAUAUAUAUGUAUUUCCCAACGCAAUGUGUGUUUAACGCAAAAAUGUAACUCAAAUAUAAUGUAAUUGAAAUAAAAAUGAAUGUUAUGUAAUUAUCAAAA